Lichtheimia ornata is the source of this 1833-nucleotide messenger RNA. RefSeq lists its product as uncharacterized. Gene Ontology annotation, molecular function: phosphatidylinositol kinase activity. The transcript is spliced from 10 exons. The record is from RefSeq and is a predicted model, not a curated record. The coding region runs from base 1 to 1833 and encodes 610 amino acids. NCBI's taxonomy places the organism in Eukaryota, Fungi, Mucoromycota, Mucoromycetes, Mucorales, Lichtheimiaceae. Gene Ontology annotation, biological process: phosphatidylinositol metabolic process.
AUGUCAGUCCUUCUCAGUCAACCACUUGAACACCAACAACAACAACCUCGUCAUCGAGAUCCAUCGUCCAUGCAUCUACUACGAGAAUGCGAUCCGUCAACAGGCCCAUGUACUCCUCCAUUGUCUCCUAACGAUCUAUCCUCUUCCACCACUACAAGCAAUGACCCCGAUUCCACCGAUCUUGCUGAUCCUUCCACGCCUCCACCUUCACGUUCCAGCACAGUCAAAAAGACAACACAAUCACCACUUACAAGCCAUAUCACUUUACAGUCGUCAAUCGAUGGCAACGAUCAUCAUCAUCAUCAUCAUCAUCUACUACCUCCAACAACAGAUCACAAUAACCAAAAACCCAGCAAGAAGGAUCAUGCGUUCGACAAGAACAGCAUCAGAGACGUUGAUGAUCCCUUAUCAAGACAACCAUCCACAUCCACAUCUUCGUCCUCUGAUCAGGUUAUAAUCCAUCGAGUCUCCACCACUGGGAACAUAGAGGAACGACAAGAGCAUGGAGGAGACAUGUUGGCACAGCAACAACACACGACAUUGCAACAUAAGAUAUCACGGCCUCCACUACGACCUGGUUACGUUGAUACGGAUGAUGAGGAUGAUGAUAGCAAACAGUUGUCAAUUGGCACGAGGAUAGCAAAAGGCCAUCGUCAUUAUACCUUGAUGUAUGACAUGUUGACAGGCAUUCGAAUUGCGGUGGGUCGAGUUUCUGCCAAACUUUGGAGAGACCUCUCUGAUCAAGACUUUCGAGCGGCGCAUAAGCUGGUGUUUGAUGUUACAGGCAAUGAAUUGACACCAGGCGUCAAGUACGAUUUCAAAUUCAAGGAUUAUGCCCCUUGGGUAUUUCGCCAUUUGCGUGAACGUUUUCGAGUAGACGCAGCGGAUUACAUGAUGUCCUUAACGAACAAGUACAUCCUAUCUGAAUUAUCAUCACCUGGCAAGAGCAAGAGCUUCUUUUAUUACUCAAGAGAUUGCCGAUUCAUUAUCAAGACCAUUCAUCACGUUGAACACCGUUUCUUGCGUCGUAUCCUAAAGCAGUACUAUAAUCAUGUAUGUGACAACCCAAACACGCUCUUGUCCCGUUUUUAUGGAUUGCAUCGCAUCAAGUUGCCACGUGGCCGCAAGAUUCACUUUAUCGUCAUGGGCAAUGUUUUUCCAGCAACCAAGGAUCUGCAUCUCGUCUUUGAUUUGAAGGGGUCAACAUUUGGAAGGUUUACACCUGAAGAACGGCUAGCAACCAAUCCCAUGACCGUGCUCAAAGAUCAAAAUUGGAUUGCACGCUCACAAAAGCUUCGACUUGGUCCUGAAAAGAGAAACCUUUUUAUCCAGCAAUUGGAGCGUGAUAUCGCACUGUUAACCGACAUGAACAUUAUGGAUUACAGCAUGCUGGUUGGCAUCCAUGAUAUGGAACGUGGGAAUGGUGAAGACCCUGAAGACCAACAUUUGCACAUAGUUAGGACCGAACAUAUGGGACCUGCUGAUGGGACUCGCCGUGAAAGCAAGGCAACGUUUGUCCGCAAUGCAUUGAAGAAUACAAAUUCACGCCUCUUGGACAAAAAGGAACUGCCAAAAAGGUUAUCGAUGGAGCGGAAGCAUUGUGUGUUUUAUGCAGACGAUGGUGGUUUCCAGGCAACCAACGAUGACAACCAAUCCGAGAACUUGAUAUACUUUGUUGGCAUCAUUGACAUACUCACGCCAUACAACAAGCUGAAAAAGACGGAGCAUCUUUGGAAAAGUAUUACUCAAGAUAAGCAUACCAUAUCUUCCGUGCCUGCUGGCGAGUACGGGGAACGCUUUAUGCAUUUUAUGAAGCACGCUGUGACACAAUAA